AAUCAUCAGAACCCUAAUUCCUGCUUCGGGUGUUUCCCCCUGAAACCCGUUCUCUGAUUUCUCAUGCGUAAUAGCAAGGUUUGUGGGGAUUUCUAGCAUGCUUUUGGAGGCUUCAAUUUUUAAGUUGUCCCUGUCAUAAUAGAGGAAGCAUACGAUGUUGUAAUGUAGUCUUUGGUUUGCUUAUUUAUUGAAGCAAUUUGACUUUGGUUCUCCUAAUUAGUGAUGGACUGUAAUAAGGAAGAGGCCUUGAGGGCCAAGGCAAUUGCUGAGAAGAAGAUGCAAAGCAAGGACUUUGUGGGGGCUCGUAAAAUAGCGUUGAAGGCCCAACAACUCUACUCUGAUGUUGAGAAUAUUUCUCAGAUGCUCAUGGUCUGUGACGUUCAUUGCUCCGCGGAGAAGAAACUAUUUGGGGGUGAGAUGGAUUGGUAUGGAAUUCUUCAACUUGAGAUGUCAGCGGAUGAGGCAACAAUUAAGAAGCAGUAUAGAAGGUUUGCGCUCCAACUUCAUCCUGAUAAAAACAAGUUUGCUGGUGCGGAAGGUGCUUUUAAGCUGAUUGGAGAAGCUCAGAGAAUACUUUUGGACAACGAAAAACGUAAGUUGCAUGAUUUUAGACGUGGGGGUGGGGUCCGACCUUCUAUGCAAUAUCGUCCCCAAGCUAAUGCCAAUUGGACCUCGAAUGUGGCUCGUAACACCAGCAGAAGCAACCCUUCAGGUGUGAAUUCCCAAAAUCAGCAGUCACGACAGCCAGCUCAGCCAGGAUACGCUGGUUCCCAACCAACCUUUUGGACUGCCUGCCCCUUUUGUUCGGUGAGGUACCAGUACUACAGAGAAGUUAUCAAUAGAUCUCUACGCUGUCAAAGUUGUAGUAGGCCCUUUGUAGCAUAUGAUGUGGAGGCACCAACAACAGCGGACUUUACUAGACCAGUAUUUCCCAACCAGAUGAACAAUGCUCAGAAUGUUGAAGCACAAUCCCAGAAAAAUUUUGGAACUGGGAAUCUCCGAGCAGAACCGGUUCAAAAUGCUGGCAAGAAUGUAGGCCGUUCAUCUACUGCUGGUACAGGAAAGGUGAAUCAAACGAGAGAAAAGAAGCGAGCUCGAGAUCAGUGUGAACUCUCCGGCUCUGAAAUCUCCGAUGAGAUUAGCUCUGAUUCUGAUUCUGAAGAAGACAUAGAGAUUGAUGAGAAUGGUGAUCUUCAGGGUGGACGGACCUCUGGUUAUUCCGGAGAGCAAAGUGUUCGCAGGUCUUCUCGCCAUAAGCAAAAGGUCUCAUAUACAGAAAAGUUUAGUGAUGAUGAGGAUGAUGACAACUUUGAGAAGAACCCUGUAGAAAAGGCAAAGAGGAAGAGAUCAUCCUUUUCCACUGGCGAGGAGAAUGGAAAAGCAUCUAAAGAAGAGUCUGCUAAGAUGAAAAAUCAGUCUUAUUUUUCUGCUAACAACAAAGAAGAUGAGAAAGAGGUUAAACAGAAAGAAGCUGAUGAAGAAUGCCUACAAAAUGGGGAAAAGAAUACGGAUUCAAGCUCUGAGGAUGCUCUGGAUUCAUUAUUCAGCUAUCCCGAUCCAGAUUUCAACGACUUUGACAAGGAUAGGAAAGCAGGGCUUUUUGAAGCAGGGCAGAUAUGGGCGGCUUAUGAUGAUUUGAAUGCCAUGCCCAGAUUCUAUGCUAGGAUCAAGAAGGUAUUAUCUCCUGGAUUCAAGGUGCAAAUGACCUGGUUAGAGCCGGACCCGGAUGAUGAGAAUGAGAUCAAAUGGCAAUCUGGGGAGUUGCCAUUUUCUUGUGGCAAGUUCAAGUGUGGCAAAACAGAAAAAACAGAUAAUCUUCCUAUGUUCUCUCAUCGAAUUGCUUGCGAGAAAGGCAUCGAUAGAGAUACUUUCUUGAUAUAUCCAAGAUUCGGGGAGACCUGGGCUCUAUUCAAGGACUGGGAUAUUAAAUGGAAUCGCGAUCCAGCUGCAUAUCGAGUGAAGGAGUGUGAAUAUGAAUUUGUUGAAAUCUUGUCAAAUUACACUAAGGGUGUUGGAAUACACGUUGCUUUGUUGAGAAAGGUGAAAGGGUUCGUGAGUCUUUUCUGUCGGACAGAGGAGGUCGGUAGGAAGACAUUUAUAGUUCCACCAGGUGAGUUAUUGAGGUUCUCCCACAUGAUUCCGUCCUAUAAAAUGAAAGGCAAUGAAAGAGAAGGAGUGGCAACAGGAUCUUUAGAACUUGAUCCUGCUUCUUUGCCAAUUAAGCUUCUUUCUUCUUCAGUGUUCGAUCCUGAAUCAAAACCCGACAUGAAGAGGAGCCAUUCACAGCCUCAGCAGAACAGUUAUGGCGUUCAUUCAGCUUUGACCCCAGAACCAAUGGAAGUUCCCGAACCUAUAUUUUACAACUUUGAUGCUGAUAAAGCAAAAGAAAAGUUUCAAGUUGGCCAGAUCUGGGCAUUAUACAGCGACGAAGAUGGCAUGCCAAAAUACUACGGUCAGAUAAAGAAAAUUGAUGUUUCCCCAGUUUUUGGAUUGCAUGUUUCAUGGCUGGGCUCUUGCUACCCAUCAGAGAACUUUAUUGGCUGGUCCAAUGGCAAGAUGCCAAUUGGUUGUGGUAAGUUUAAGCUUAAAAAGAGCGAGUAUCAGUCGUAUGAUAGCAGCGAUUCUUUUUCACAUCUGGUAAGAGCAGAGCCUGCAGGUAGAAAGAAUGAAUAUAACAUCCUUCCUAGGACAGGUGAAGUUUGGGCAUUGUAUAGGAAUUGGAGUGCUGACGUCAAAGAUUCUGACUUGAAAAACUGUGAAUAUGACAUAGUGGAGGUCCUCGUGGCAAAUGAUUUACAAACAGACGCGUUGGUUUUAUGUCGUGUGGACGGGUUUAACUCUGUUUUUAAGCCUCAAGUGCAAGAAGGAUCGACCAUCGGCAAGAGUAUUCCCCACACUGAGCUUCUCAAGUUCUCUCACCAGAUUCCUGCUUUCCGUCUGUCAGAAGAGAGAGGUGGCAAGCUUCGAGGCUGCUGGGAACUCGAUCCUGCUGCCAUGCCGGUUCAGAGAUCUUAG
This is a messenger RNA of Morus notabilis, 3015 nucleotides long. RefSeq lists its product as uncharacterized. The coding region runs from base 223 to 3015 and encodes 930 amino acids. The record is from RefSeq and is a predicted model, not a curated record. Lineage: Eukaryota; Viridiplantae; Streptophyta; Magnoliopsida; Rosales; Moraceae. The transcript is spliced from 2 exons.